CCUCACUCCCAACUUCAUCAUCUUACCUCCAUCUCCAACCCUUCUCUCUUCUCUCUACUCCAUCACCUUUCCUCUAUCCCUUUUCCUCUCCUCCCAGGUGCACUCAUCCAACCCUUCAUUCAGAAACUCAACUGACUCUCAACUUAAAUGAAAAUCUGACAAAAUGGCGAUGACAGAUCUGUUGAAAGCUGAGGAGAUCAAGAAAGCUCUUGAUGCCUUUGCAGCAGAAACAUUCGACCCUAAAAGGUUCUUUGAAAUGGUGGGAAUGAAGGCCAUGUCAGCUGAAAACGUCAAGAAGGUCUUCCAGGUUCUGGAUGUGGACGGAAGCGGCUUCAUAGAGGAGGAAGAGCUCAAGUUUGUACUGAAGGGUUUUUCCAAGGAUGGCAGAGAUCUGACUGACUCUGAGACAAAAGCAUUCCUCAACGCCGCAGACAAAGAUGGAGACGGCAAGAUCGGCAUUGAUGAGUUUGAGGGCUUGGUGCAUGAGUAGGGGCUAGUUGAUCAACCCCCUUCUUCUUCCUUCUCCUCUUCGUCCCUGCAUUCAUAUUUUGUUACUGCCACCUUCAAACUCCUCUUACUUUCCAUGGGACCCCACACAUGGAGUCAGACCAGGCCUGCUCUCUACAAAACACUACAGAAGCAGGCUAACAGGGAGUUACCAAUGAGGAGGAACAUACAGGCAUCUGUUUCAUUUUUCAUUUUUUAUAUAAAUUUAAUCACACAUGCUGUAUGGGUUUCAAAAUCAUUCUUAAUGAUUUCAUGAAGAUAGUUUGUGGUCUCAAAAAGGUGAUACCAGUACUGUAGGUGGUGUAAAUGUUAUAAAGACUUCUUAAAUCUUAAUUUCCUUCCUCUGUGUAUUUCAGGUUGUGCAUUUUGUCCGAUUGGUUUUACUUCUAGAUGUUCACGUCAGUGCACUUUCCUCCCACUCCUCUUCCUCAUCCAUCUUCCAUUAUCUCACCUCCUCUCCUCUAUCUCCUCCUCCUCACUCCCUGACUCUGAUCAGAUGAUGUAGUACAUACUGAUA
Larimichthys crocea (large yellow croaker) is the source of this 1024-nucleotide messenger RNA. RefSeq names its product parvalbumin 7 (gene pvalb7). Lineage: Eukaryota; Metazoa; Chordata; Actinopteri; Sciaenidae. The record is from RefSeq and is a predicted model, not a curated record. Gene Ontology annotation, cellular component: cytoplasm. The coding region runs from base 164 to 490 and encodes 108 amino acids. The transcript is spliced from 6 exons. Gene Ontology annotation, molecular function: calcium ion binding.